Molecule: messenger RNA, 2328 nt
Organism: Selaginella moellendorffii
Lineage: Eukaryota; Viridiplantae; Streptophyta; Lycopodiopsida; Selaginellales; Selaginellaceae
Exons: 5
Coding region: 1-2196 (731 amino acids)
Biological process (GO): regulation of gene expression
Cellular component (GO): nucleus
Source: RefSeq, a predicted model, not a curated record
AUGGAUUUACUCGCCCCGACUACGAGCGUUCGGCGCGUCUUUGUGCAUCCCGCGAGGACGGUGGUUCCACAGGACGUGCCCAUCUCCGCCAAUGUGUGCGAGGUGCCAUCUCGUAUCACAGAUCAGAGCUCUUUAUGGGUUUGGCUCAAGAAUCUCCAUCCCGAUGUGGAGUCGAUCUACAGAGCAGGAUCGGCCAUGUGGGUUGAAGUUAAUGAAGUGUCCACCAGUCCUUUGCCGCCCUCGUUCACAUUGCAUGUCCGCAGAGCACCGCCAGCUCCAUCAAGUCCAUUGAGCUCAACUCUUGCCAGCAUUUGCCGAGAUGCGGUAGCAAUGGCUACCGAGUUGAUAAGCUCUUAUGGUGUUCAUGGACAACAUGAGGCUCUUACACUCCAGGCUCUCUCCGACCCUACUAAAGAGAGCAUCAUCACGACCAUGGAGAGCGCGGAAACGGUGGCAGUGAUGGGCCGACAGUGCAUCAGCUCACUUAUCACUUUUAUCCGGGACUCGACCGUCAGGCGCUCUAAGUUUAACUUCGUGCUCGGAUCAGCAUCGUCUGGAAAGACUUACAGCGUCCGUGCUGCGUCCCUGUUCCUCUUUCUGGAGUUUGUUUCCUCGGCACACGGAAGGCUGAUGCACGUCAACGGGGAGGAAUUUUCGAAUUAUCCAGCUUUGACGCUCAUCCGCUCGCUUGCCUUGGGUUAUCACGACAGCAAUGCCGCUCACUACUACAUUCAGAACCUCAAGGAUGACAAAGAUGCCAAUCAGGUGAUCAAGAUCAUGCAGAAGAUAGUUCGGGGUGAUAACAAUAGAAGGCUUUAUCUGGUGCUGGACGGUGGUCCUGAGAUCUCUGCCGAGCAUGCGGUUUUACUCCGGAGUAUUGCUACUUUUGGUGCUGUAGUCUUGUGCGGGAAGUGGCAAGAGUUUCUGAAGGUGCAAGAUCGCUCACUUUUCAUCAACGGCGGAUUCAACGAGGUUGAAAUAACAAACUACUUGGCAUUCGUGAAGGCCGACGCUAAUACUACAAAAGAAAGUAUUUGGUGGAAGACUGGCUGGGUUCCGGGAUUGGUUGCCACCAGGAGCGAUCGGAAGUACCAUGAGACUCUUAAAGGGUACAUCCGGAAUCUACCUUCGGAAGAUUGGCCCCGUUUCUCCAAGCUCAUCUCGAAAGGAAUUCUUGAGGAUGAUGGCGAUGACGACAUUUUUGCAGAGCAAGCCACCGGGCUGUUCUACAGGGGUGCUGACGGAAUAGCGAGAUGUCUCUCAGAGCAGCUUCGUUCCUACGCAGCAAACCAGUUCAUGCUCGUGGCAAGUCUAGUGGAUAAGGAGCAGAUCGAUGAGCAGAUUCGGCUGUGGACAUCAGUUAUCCAAAGCGAUCCCGGUAUUUGCUCACGAAUUGGUCUGAACAUAGAGCAGGCAUGCAUUCUUGUGGCCCGAUACAAGCAACCCGUCAUAGAGUAUGACCAAGAUGCUUCUGUGACCAUAACUCCGGCAGCAGUCCGCCAAUUUCGUGGGAGCUUUACAAUGGCGAUGACCAAAGGGAUCUCCGUUGCGACGCUUUUUCUUCCUAUUCAUGGGACUGAGAAAGGACUCGAUUGUUACUAUGUUGCAUAUUCGCACUUCGUAGUCAUCCAGUUUGCAACAGGGGCUCGAGCGAUUGAGGAUCACAACCAUAUCAGGCCGAGAGCACGGGAAUUGUUCGUCUCAGAUGACAAGUCGAGGUCGCACGUCCUGGCGUGGGUGGUAUACUGCACGAGUCAUUGGUUUGAGACAAGGAAGCUUGAUGUGGCGGGAGGUGUCUACCAUGAGGUCUAUCUUAACUUCGGGUGCUUUGACAAGAUCUUAGCCUGUAUCGACGAGAAGCUGGAGAAGCUGCGGGAUGGGAAGUACGGUGGAGAGGCAAAUCCUAGAUGCUGUGUUUGUAAUAAUCAGGAGACUGUUGAGGACGCGCUGUGGGUGCAGUGUGAAAACUGUGAAUGCUGGUAUCAUCAGGCUUGCGAGGAUUUGAAGGUCCAUUGCCAAGGUUGCUUGGAAGUUGCUCGGAAGAAGGAAGCCAAGAAGGCAGCCAAAGCCCAAAAGGAGCAGGCUCGAAAAGCAGAGGAAGUCCUAAGGGCAACUGUUGCAGCGGAGGUACAGGAGGUGGAAGUGCAUGCAAGGGACAGCAGAGCCAAGAGGAGGCGAAAAAAUGCAAGCUCGUAAAAUGCAAUAAGGAAAUGGUUUGUAGCCGGCAGGACUGUUGCCAGGGGUCUCUGUUCUGAUGCUAAACUCGAUAAGAGACAGAUUAUAAAAGCGUUAGCAUUUUGACCACGCUCUCCUCUCUGUACACUGGGA